AUGAAACGGGUAUAUAAGUAUCGAAAUUUGGUGGUACAAAUCGAUAAUUUAUUUACUACGGAGUCAGCAGAGAUCUACAUUAAGGAUACUGCUAACAGGAAGAAAUAUGCCUGCUGUAAUAUUGGACAAAACAUAAUGCUCAAUUUAAUCCAAACCAGGCCCAGUAUUAAUUUCAAAGUAUUGGGUGACGGAGAAAGAUUCAUAGCGGAAACUGAUGUUAUCACAGAUGAGUUACUUCUAUGCCAAGAAAAUUAUUUAGAACGGCGACAUGAUUUGUAUUUACCGACUGGUGAGAAGUGGGCGACAUUAGAGUUGGUUUAUCUAUUUGAUAAGACUGAUGGCAUGUUGAAUACAAUCAAGCCAUCCAUCUCAUCUUUACAUCCGAGUGUUUUAAAUCAAGUCAUCUACAUAACUUUUAUUGAUCUACUGGCGAAUCUUAAGAAAUAUGAAGUCGAAGUUUUAUUGGGACCACAUAAAGUCUAUCUACCUAAACAGAUCAAAACGUGUCUUACAUAUGAUACAUUGGGCCAUGCUUUAAUGAUAGUACAAGUUGUUCAUCCUCUUAUCACCUAUAUGGCACAGUUGCCACUCAGUCCUCAAAUAACAGACUUUAGGGGCACAAUUCGCUGCUUUGCCGAAGCGAAUGAGUAUGUCGACGUCGAGCUAGACAUCAGUAUACCAGACCAUCUCGGUAAAUAA
Molecule: messenger RNA, 699 nt
Organism: Gregarina niphandrodes
Lineage: Eukaryota; Apicomplexa; Conoidasida; Eugregarinorida; Gregarinidae
Exons: 3
Coding region: 1-699 (232 amino acids)
Source: RefSeq, a predicted model, not a curated record